Messenger RNA from Lytechinus pictus (painted urchin), 894 nucleotides. Its product is annotated as protein rtoA-like. The transcript is spliced from 8 exons. NCBI's taxonomy places the organism in Eukaryota, Metazoa, Echinodermata, Echinoidea, Temnopleuroida, Toxopneustidae. The coding region runs from base 154 to 876 and encodes 240 amino acids. The record is from RefSeq and is a predicted model, not a curated record.
UGGCGUAGAGACCUCGAAAUAUUUCAUUCUGAAGCAAGUAUUAUGCUUCAAUCGACUGCCAUCUUCUAUCCCGGGAUAUAAUAACAUUGCUAAGGAUUGUUAAUUUGGAGAAUAAAUUUCAUCAAUUUAAGACUACGGGACCUGAAAAUCAUAAUGGAGUCUCGCACGCUUGCUAUGACAGUGGCAAUUUUCUGUGUUCUCGGAGGGAUGUGCUUUGCCCAACAGACUGAUGAUACAGUCACAGGCACAGCGGAACCGACUGAUACAGGAAACACUGCUACUGAUGCAGGAACCACUUCAACUGAUGCAGGCAACACUGCGGAACCGACUGCUACAGGAAACACUUCUACUGAUGCAGGAACCACUUCAACUGAUGCAGGCAACACUGGUACAGACACUACAUCCACAUCAACGUCAACGAGCAAUGAUCAGACAAGUGGAACGGGGAAUCAAUGUCUGUCUUGUGACGGAGACGCGGACAGUAACUGUAACGAAGAGACACCUACCAGCUCCAUGGCGGGAGUCUCCGCUGUAGGUUCGUGCUCAUCAUGCGGGAUCAGGAAGCUAGAUAGUGGAGAGGGCACGGAUCUGGUCUCAAUCGAACGUGUAUGCAACGAUGAAGCCUGCCCCUCUGAUCUCUCUAUGAAGCUUGAUUUCCGGUGUCUUGAGGGCAGUGAGAACGUGAAUGACACUGCGCGUCAAUGCGAGUGGUGUUGCACUGGUGAUAAAUGUAACGACUAUAAUGAGAACAGUGGCAAUGCUCUAGUGGCGGGAAUAAUCCUCUCAGGGUGGCCGCCGAACACCAAAUUCAUCUAUGUUAUCGUGACUGUCAUCUCUUUGGUGAUGUCUUUCUCAACUAUGAGCAUAAGGGUGUAAUGGUAGGACGGGGUAGGA